AGAAGAAGAAGAAGAGGAGGCGGAAGCAGCAGAAGAAGAAGCAGCUCCUCCUGGCCGCUUGGUGGCGCCGACGCUCUCUUUAUCGAGGCGAGAGCGACUCAUUGAACAUCCGGUUAGGGCACCGCAUUUUGUUUGCCCGUGAAGAUGCCGAAAUUUUACUGUGACUACUGCGACACAUACUUAACACACGACUCGCCAUCAGUAAGGAAAACUCACUGCAGUGGACGCAAACACAAAGAGAAUGUAAAGGACUAUUAUCAGAAAUGGAUGGAGGAGCAGGCCCAGAGCCUGAUCGACAAAACAACUGCGGCAUUCCAGCAGGGGAAAAUUCCACCCACGCCGUUCCCGGGCGCUGGCCCUCCGGGCGGAUCGCUGCUCCCUCAUCCCAAUAUCAGUGGACCGCCUAGGCCAGGCAUGUUACCAGCUCCUCCAAUGGGUGGCCCUCCAAUGAUGCCCAUGAUGGGUCCUCCUCCACAUGGCAUGAUGCCUGGUGGUCCAGGCCCGGGUAUGCGGCCCCCUAUGGGUGGGCAUAUGCAAAUGAUGCCAGGUCCACACAUGAUGCGACCUCCUGCUCGGCCAAUGAUGCUCCCUGUAAGACCUGGCAUGGCACGACCGGAUCGAUAGAAAGAACUGUUGUGCCAUGAUUGCCUUCCUCUUCUAAACAAAGACUCCACCAACUGCAUAUAUUGGCUUUACCAUGGUUUCAGUUGUUUCAGCAACAGAAGGUCAUCGAUUUUCAUUUAACAGGACCCAUAUUCUCUCUUUUUAACGUGGAUGUCCAUCUUUUUCCCCUGGCCAAUUAUUCAUAUUUGUUAAUUAAGAUACAAUAUAUGUGAUAUUUCCAAGCUGGAUUGGUUUAAGUUUUAGUGUCAGAACAUUUUUUUUUUUUUUUUUUUUUUUUAAGGACAGUUUUCACAAUAAAAUUUUAAAAAACUUCAGAUAUGUCUCUGCUAAUUCAAAUUUAAAAUAAAAAUAUUAGGCAUCUGUAACUAAAGUUGGGAUUUACUUUUUCCCCUCAAGUAUUAGAAGGUACCAGAAUGAAGUAUGGAAAACAUAAUUAAUUGGCUUAAUAGGUGACACGAAAAAAGUCAUUAAAUUUUAUUAGGUCAUUUAUAUUGAUGUGACAAUUAAAUGAAAGAAUUAUGAACAUUUUAUAACAUUUUAGGUGAGUUCCCAAAAUAGACUUGUUUGUUUAAUUCAAGGAUACAAAUGCUACAGCAUUUGGCAAGUCUCUAUCUUGACAUCAUAUCCAAAUACUCAGUGCAAACAAAAUAAAGUGCAAGCAAUAUACAGAAAAUGUAAGUGAUUUAUGAAGAGAGGGACAUGCUUUUUUUUUUUUGUUUUGUUUUGGGUUUUUUUUUUGAAAGUUAGAUGUCCCAUCACAUCAUGAAUAAUGGGUAACAAUGCUAAGGUAAAUGCUUAUUUUCUGUCAUUUCACAGUGUGAUUAAAGUUGCGUACCUCCA
Pangasianodon hypophthalmus (striped catfish) is the source of this 1464-nucleotide messenger RNA. RefSeq names its product small nuclear ribonucleoprotein polypeptide C (gene snrpc). Gene Ontology annotation, molecular function: zinc ion binding; pre-mRNA 5'-splice site binding. The record is from RefSeq and is a predicted model, not a curated record. Gene Ontology annotation, biological process: spliceosomal snRNP assembly; mRNA 5'-splice site recognition; mRNA splicing, via spliceosome. Lineage: Eukaryota; Metazoa; Chordata; Actinopteri; Siluriformes; Pangasiidae. The transcript has 6 exons. Gene Ontology annotation, cellular component: nucleus; U1 snRNP. Bases 145 to 624 code for a protein of 159 amino acids.